GUAAGUUCCUGCUGUGGCUUGAGGGAAACAGAUCGACAUUCAGCCGCGGGAGAAUCGCACUUUGCGGCCUGUGGAAGCCCCCUCCCUGAGCAAUGGCCUCACCUGUCUCAGUCUACAACUCUAAUGCCUUGGACACACACAUCUCCAGUACCUCCAGAGAGUCUCUGAAGAUGGAGUUGUUAGCAGAUGUCAGUCUGCUGCCAGGAGAGGAGAGAAUUACAGAUAAAGACAUCAUCUACAUCUGUCCAUUCAGUGGAGCUGUGAAAGGAAAAGUGUUGAUCACCAACUACAGACUCUACUUCAAGAGCUCAGACACUGAUGUGGCGGUGACACUGGAUGUUCCUUUGGGUGCCAUCAGUCGGGUGGAGAAGAUGGGUGGGGCAUCAAGCAGAGGAGAAAACUCGUAUGGCCUGGACAUCACCUGCAAGGACAUGAGGAAUUUGAGGUUUGCCUUGAAGCAGGAGGGCCACAGCAGACGAGACAUCUUUGAGCUCCUCUUCAGACACGCCUUCCCCCUGUCACAUGGUCUGCCUGUGUUUGCGUACGUGACUCAGGAGAAGUACGGGGACAACGGCUGGAACAUCUAUAAACCCAUAGAGGAGUUCAGACGCCAGGGUCUACCUAACAACAAGUGGCGUAUCACAUUCAUCAAUAAGAGCUACGAGCUGUGUGACACCUACCCCACUGUGCUGGCUGUGCCCUUUAAGAGUAAAGAGGAGGACCUGAGGAGAGUGGCCACCUUCAGGUCCAGAGGACGCAUACCGGUUCUGUCGUGGAUCCACAGGGAGAACCAGGCCGUGAUCGUCCGCUGCAGUCAGCCUCUGGUCGGCAUGUCCGGGAAGAGGAACAAGGACGACGAGCGCUACCUGGACCUGAUCAGGGAGGCCAACGACACCACCAAGCUCACCAUCUUCGACGCCAGGCCCAACGUUAACGCCGUGGCCAACAAGGCGACCGGAGGAGGCUACGAAGGCGACGAGUACCAGAACGCAGAGCUGAUCUUCCUGGACAUCCAGAACAUCCACGUCAUGAGGGAGUCCCUGAAGAAGCUCAAAGACAUCGUCUACCCCAACGUGGAGGAGUCCCACUGGCUGUCCAGUCUAGAGUCCACACACUGGCUAGAACAUGUCAAGCUGGUGCUGUCAGGAGCCAUCCAGGUAGCAGACAAGGUUUCCAGUGGGAACUCGGUGGUGGUUCACUGCAGCGACGGCUGGGACAGAACCGCUCAGCUCACCUCUCUGGCCAUGCUGAUGCUGGACAGUCACUACCGCACACUCAGAGGCUUCCAGGUGCUGAUAGAGAAGGAGUGGAUCAGCUUUGGACACAAAUUUGCCUCAAGGAUAGGUCAUGGGGACAAGAACCAUGCAGACCAGGACAGAUCACCCAUCUUUGUUCAGUUCAUAGACUGUGUUUGGCAGAUGACUAAACAGUUUCCUACAGCCUUUGAGUUUAACGAGCGCCUCCUGCUGACAAUCCUGGAUCACCUCUACAGCUGCCGCUUUGGGACUUUCCUCUACAACUGUGAGAGCGCCCGAGACCAGCACGAGGUGAGGUCAAAGACCGUGUCUCUGUGGUCUCUGGUCAACGGUAAGAUGGACAUUUAUCUAAACCCCUUCUACACCCCCGAGUCCGGCAGAGUCCUGUACCCCGUCGCCAGCAUGCGUCACCUCGAGCUGUGGGUCACAUACUACAUCCGCUGGAACCCGCGCAUCCGACAGCAGCAGCAGAGCCCGGUGGAGCAGCGCUACAAGGAGCUGCUGGCCCUCAGAGACGAGUACUUGAAGAAGCUGGAGGAGCUGCAGCUCUCUGACUCCUCCCCCUCCUCCCGCCUGCCUAACAGCCCCACCCCCAACACCCCCUCAUCCCCCCCAUCACACAAUACAGCAAUACACACACUACACACUCCCUUCUGA
Molecule: messenger RNA, 1913 nt
Organism: Seriola dumerili (greater amberjack)
Lineage: Eukaryota; Metazoa; Chordata; Actinopteri; Carangiformes; Carangidae
Gene: mtm1
Product: myotubularin 1
Exons: 16
Coding region: 93-1913 (606 amino acids)
Biological process (GO): negative regulation of autophagosome assembly; mitochondrion distribution; muscle cell cellular homeostasis
Cellular component (GO): plasma membrane
Molecular function (GO): phosphatidylinositol-3,5-bisphosphate 3-phosphatase activity
Source: RefSeq, a predicted model, not a curated record